GAGCAGUCGUGUUCAGAAAAGGAGGAUUAGAUUCACCACAGGUACAUAAAACGGCACCUCGUAUAUUCAUCUGCUCCAGCUGUCUGACAAACGGGACACUUGCUUGUCCAUCACACGCACACAAUGUCGUCAGAAAACUUGGACUCCGACACUCAGUUGGACUACGAGGACGAAAAACAGGACUCCCAGGAGAAGAAUGCAAACCCGGUGAAGGCAGAGGAGGCCAAACUGAAGGCCAAGUACCCUGGCCUGGGCCAGAAGCCCGGUGGUUCAGACUUCCUCAUGAAGAGACUACAGAAAGGGCAAAAGUACUUCGACUCGGGCGACUACAACAUGGCCAAGGCCAAGAUGAAGAACAAGCAGCUUCCUGUGGCGGGGCCCGACAAGAACCUAGUGACCGGCGACCACAUUCCCACGCCGCAGGACCUGCCCCAGAGGAAGUCCUCCUUGGUGACCAGCAAGCUAGCCGGCUAGCCUUCAUCAUCCCAGAAGCACCCUCACCCCCCUGGGGCUCCCGGCAAAGGUCCUUCCUCCUCACCUGUGUCCCCAAUAUGUCCACCUCCUCCCUUCCUCUUGCUUCCUUUUUCAUCCCCAGGCACCACUGGCUUUAACAUAUCGGGCAGAGUUGUAUAAGUUAAAACUCCAUUUGCUUGUAUGUGGGUGGGGCGGGGUGGAAGGGAUGGAGGUUAAGGCGGCCCCCGAGGUCGCAGCCUUCUCUGCCUUCCCACCACGCACAGCUCUGCCCCCUCUGCGCGCUCUGCUCUGCCGCCUCCCUUAUGUCUUGGUUUUCGGUGUUCCAAGAUGCAUCACAGUAGGUGUGUGUCAUCGGGCAGGGGUUGGAUGGGGUGAGUUAAUGCACUUUGUAUUCUGUAUAGUAUGUUUUGUUCUUUUUUGCAUCCUGAAUGACACCAAAAUAAUGUGUGUGAGGGAGUUAGGAACCAUGAUCGCAGCGUGUUCUUUGAUCUUAAUGUUCCCUCUGUGUGCUGGUGGCUGGCUUCGGCGGGAGGGGUUGGAAGAUGUAUGUGAAUAAUUGCUUGCAUACCAAAUCUUUGUGGGGCAGCUGCCUAGAUUAAGAGCUCUUUAGCAUUCUCUGACACCAUACUGGGAAAUGGGGGAAAUGAAUGGAAGCUUCCUUUCACCUCGUCCAUCGGUCACCUUUCGUCGAACAAAACCCGAGGUCAUCUGCUACAGCUCAGCCAAACAGGGAUUUCAAAUGCCACUUUUUUUUUCUCUCUGCUGAUGUUGCUUUAACUCUUGACUCCCUUUGUUCCUGUUCUCUCUCUAAAUAAUAUGCUGCAUGAUUGUAACAUGUAACAAAAAAGAAAUUUAACAUGUUUUUUAACAGGAGUGGGGCAUCUGCUUUAUGAUAGGACGUAUCAAAACAAACACACGAAGCCCUGAAAUGUCCAUAAUCACCUUUCCUUCCUUCCUUCCUUCCUUCCUUCCUUCCUUCCUUUCUUUCCUUUUUGCUGUCCUGACAAUCCAUGUACACACACUCUUGUUUGCGGCACAGGGCAAGAGCCAGCUGAGUAUAUCCUUGUAUAAUUUUUAAAGGCUGGGAACCCUGCCGAUCUCUGAAUUCAGUCUUAGUUUGGUGUCUGUUGAGUUGCAUCAAGACGUGUGUUUACUAUGAGCCUAAAAGAUUUGUGGGGGGAUUGAAGCACCCUGCAUAGAGUAUAUGCUUCUGUAAAUAAUAAUCCAACAAGCACGUAAUUUGUUGUAAGCUCAGCGCUUUAAGGGCCGGACCAGCUAGCAUGCCUGACAGAAAUGGUAGAGCUAAAACGACUCACUUGGAAUUACAACCUGGGAUUUCUGGCUUGGAAAUUCUCUGCUUUACCAACUGAGCCAAAUUUCACACUGCAGCUAUCCGGCUCGGAGACCAUGGAUACACUUGUCUUUCCGAUGUGUCGGUUACCAUCCAGUCCUCUGGCUCACAAUGUGAUGUGAUAAGGCAGACUCGUCCCGAGCUGGUCUGGCUCACACAGUGCUUGGAUCUCAUGGAGAUACGAACAGUGAUGUGACCACCAUCCCGACAUCUUACUUUCCUGUUGUCUUUGAAACACACAUCCAAACACUACUGAACGUUUGCAUUUUCGCGUCACGUGUGAACACGUGUAUUCGACACGCGUGCUGUAUCCCGUCGCAGAAGUCACAUUGAAAAGACAAAAGUAACCACAGUCAUACCUUCGUAGUUGUGGCACAUGUGCAGUAAAAAAUUGUUUGGGACCGAUCAAAAGAUCAAAAUCUAGCGGCUUGUUGUAGCUAAAUAUGGAUGUUGAUUUCUCAUUUUCUGUGAGAGAUUGUUUUCUCCAUGUUUUAACACUUUCCAAAUAUAUAACACAGUCAGACAUAGUUCCCUCGACAUCCUGUCCUGGCAAGUCACAUUGUGAAUUGUAUAAAAGAUUACUACUACUUUACUCCCCCAACAUGUUAGCUGGACUACCAGCACCCCUUAGAACAAUGUUUUUCCCAAACUGAUACACUACUCAGACUGAUCUGUGUCAGAGGUGGAAAACACAAGGCAACCUGAUAACCACAGGUGUCAGCCCAGCUCCCAACAUCGUCAUCGCAGGCUUAAAGUGGGGACAUGCGUGCCUGCCGAAUGUGCUCACUCUAACACUUGGCAAGGCAGAGAGAUUUUAUAACACAUGGCGUGGGGGCAAAGUGUGUGAGCGAGUGCUCUGUGCUCGAGUCCCACCUGUUAACGUGGUUCAGCCUCUGAAACAGGUCAAUGGAGCGAUAAACCAAAUCUGCAGACUUGGAAUACGUGCCGUCCGCACAUCGAAGGAUGGAAAAUGGAUGCCGGCGCUCACUGAGAAUCACCCUCCGUGUAUUUUACUGCUUCAGGGAACUUUCACUAACGCACACUCCAUGCUUCACAUAGGCUAGGUGAUAGGGUUCAUACACCAUCACACUCUCAACCUCAUUUGUUUUUCAUUGAGACUUUAAAAUGUGUCAAAUUUGCAGUGGGUGAAAGAGAACUGACCUGUAUGUGUGUGCUUGUUAUGGCGUUGUAUGAAUGCACUGCUUUUCUCUGUUCCAGCCAUUGUAAAUAGAUUUCAACAGGAAGGGAUUUUGUGUUUUUCCCACCUGCUUUUCACUUUUUCAUAGCCUGAGCUAUUUCUGAUUCAAUGGUUCCUCUCCUUUCAGUUUAACACUACUUCUGCUCUAUCUUAGUGUAUUGCAGAGGCUAUGUGAAUCUGUAUCAUAUGAAAAUAUGUGUAAAUGCUGCUGAUUCAGUCAAAGACAAAUCUAAGAGAUGAUACCCUGUAAAGAACACCUGUCCUCUUGAUUCUACCAGUCCGACUCUCUUUUCCCACCCAAGUAUCUCUGUUGCAGAGCCAUAUAGCUCCUGUGGCAAAGUCCAUUCAAUUCAUUCAGACUGUGGUAAAGUCCAAUGCAAAUUCUGUCAGUAAAUUUUAACCGUGCGUUGUUGAAUUGGCCCGAUCUUUUAAAGAAAAGUCUGUCACGCUUUAUGUCACUUUGACUGACAAGAACAGACCAUUUAGUAUCAUAUCAUGUUUAAAAAAAAAUACAGUUUCCUGCUUAACAAGUAAAGGUUGCUUAAAGAAAUGGGUGAAUAAGCUACAAUAUGUUCUAUGAAGCAACAAUGGACAGGAGUUCUUGAAUGCUACUUGAUGUUUGGCUUUGCACGGAGCAGUUCAACGAGAGGAAAUAGCAGGGUAUGUUUCCAACCCAACACACAGGGUGUCUCUCGUUCAGCUAUGAUAAACACGUGCCAGAAUGUAUAAAGAAAUGACAGGCUGUGUGCUCUGAAGUACUUUGUGCUGCUUUUACCUUAAUCUGUUUUCUUGUUGUUUUGCAAGUAAGUGUUUCUUUCUUUUCUUUUUUUUUUUUUUCUUGUGUUCUCUUAUUGCUUAAUUAGUAUUUUUCAUCCUGGCCCAAGAUAACUGCAGGGAAAUCAGAGGCACCCUUGCUUCCAAGAAAAAAAAAAAAUUUAAGGGUUUACAUGAAAAAGAAGAUGACUGGAGAACACAGGAAUACUUUUAAGAAUUCAGAAAGUACAGGAGUACUUGGAAUGUUUCAGUUGUGUGGGAGUAGGUGAAAGGAUUUUUGUCAGUAUUUGAAAUAAACUUUUACAUUAAUAA
Molecule: messenger RNA, 4109 nt
Organism: Toxotes jaculatrix (banded archerfish)
Lineage: Eukaryota; Metazoa; Chordata; Actinopteri; Toxotidae
Gene: ensab
Product: endosulfine alpha b
Exons: 3
Coding region: 124-474 (116 amino acids)
Cellular component (GO): cytoplasm
Molecular function (GO): protein phosphatase inhibitor activity
Source: RefSeq, a predicted model, not a curated record